Messenger RNA from Strongylus vulgaris, 414 nucleotides. The record is from the annotation of a GenBank genome assembly. Lineage: Eukaryota; Metazoa; Nematoda; Chromadorea; Rhabditida; Strongylidae.
CUCACAUUGAUGCCAAAUCGAAAUCUCAAAUUUAUUCGCGUUGGUCUACCGUUUUUUACGAUUGUUCUUGGUGGUGCUUACGGUCUGCACUACUUUCAACAAGUUCGAUUCGAUUUUCGUAAGCUCAAGCAGCAGGACGCCAAUUUAGAGCAUCUGAGAAGUGACUUGGAAAAAAGCGGCCUGCGUCUUCGCAAAAACGUUACCUUAGACACUGUUUACAAGGAGGUGGCGAAUCUUGACACAGAAAACUGGGAGAAUAUUCGAGGACCUCGCGAAUUUGAAGAUAAUUCCGAAUACCAGCAAAUCAAGUACGUAGAGCAGAGUCGGGAUAGGAAAACAGCUCAUGUAGCCCCUAUGCAUCUUAUAGAGCUCGUCAACAAGAGGAAAACAGAAGAUUGCGGGAGAAACGUUUGA